Molecule: messenger RNA, 1524 nt
Organism: Paramuricea clavata
Lineage: Eukaryota; Metazoa; Cnidaria; Anthozoa; Malacalcyonacea; Plexauridae
Source: the annotation of a GenBank genome assembly
AUGUUGGAAGAAUUAAUCGCCUGUUUCUUGUCAUUGUUUUCUGCCUUAACUUUGGAUGCACCACGAAUUUCUCGGGAAUUGAACAAUCACGCAUGGGAGGAUAAAAUUCUGCACAGGGAACAUCAUGUCUCGUUUGAGGAAGAAACAGAGUAUGUACAAGUAGGGUAUGAACUGCGAAAGAAGCCUACAUAUACCCGGUCAUUACUCAGGAGUCUGAAGGCGAACGUUGCCAUAACCUUAGCUGUACUGCCUUUGGUGCUUAUAGGAAUGGCUCUUAUAUAUUUCGAUUUAAGAACAGCAGAUUUAUGUUCUGAAUGGGAGGCCAAAAACUACACUCUUUCAUUUGAUGUUAGGAGGAUACGAUUAAUCGGCAUAGGAGUUGAGGAAAUGAUAUUGUAUCUCUCGUUUUCCUUGAAUUUCAUUGUUUUAUUUGGUUGGAACGAAUUCAAGCGUCAUUAUUCCUCAACUAUCUUAGUAGGUCAACUGGUUGGUUUAUUUACUACAUUAUAUUUAAGUUUUCUACUCCUAUUUGGUAUACAUGAUACUGGUCCCAUCAAAAGUUACGACGUUCCAGCACUUUUAACAUUUGCUGUUGCUAUUCUCUGGGAAUCUGCGAUUGUGGUUCGCAAAAUUCGACGAAAUCACCCAGAUGUAUUCUACUCAGUUCGCCAUAUUGUCACGGUUCUUGCAGUGCCGUUAUUGAGCUCCUUUGCAAUGGCAAUGUUUUACAGAUAUGCUGUUGUUACGUGGUUUAGUUCCCUCGAUAAUGUGUUGUAUAGAUUCAUAUUGGCCAUCUUGACACCGACCUUAGCACUGGUGCCGACCGCUAUAUGUAGGCAUAUGGCAUUAUGGCGUUCUUCAGAGAUUAUCGAACCAGGACGAAGCUUUGCGUUGGUUUAUUUCAUACGAGCGGCCUUCAUUACUUUGUAUCGUGUCAUGCAAGCAGAUUUUGGGAAUAUCUGGCUGUUUGUCGGGCUAUCUCUUCUAUCGGGAUUCUCGAGUUUGCUUAAAACAACGACUGUUGGUAUUCGUGAGAAAGUAUGGGCACGAGUUAUCGGGUUUUUGAACAGAACAUGCUGUACAAGACUUCACCAUUUGCCUGGAAACACACCACAUCACAGGCGGUUUAAAGCAGACACCGAGAUACAAAAUAUACUUUUUGAAAACAAUUCACUGAUUCUAAGCCAAUCAUAUAUCGUUUUAUAUACGAUUACAAAUUUUCAGCUCUCUGAUUGGUCCGUCGUGAAGUCAUCUUUAAUCAGAAUUGCUGUUGGAUUGAUGAUUGAAUUGGUGUUCAACUUUUUGUCUACUUUUGUUCGCAUACAUUGGCAUAAUAUUCCCAUAGCGCGAGUGUGGUCGAAGUACUGGAAACGACAUGUUUUUGCUAACGGGAUCGUUGUUGCAGCUUUAGUAUGCUAUUUUACCAAACCCUUACUCACAGUGUUUCAGGAUCGUUUUCAUCAUUCUGGUGCAGGGAAUUAUACUAUUAGAAAUUGUACUCUGCCUUAUGAAAGUUGGCGUUGA